UGUCAGGCAAAAUAUAAGAGAGCAGUAGCAGCAGAGAUCUGCAAUAGAUAAACACACAGACUCGCACGCACACACGCACCAGCUGGCGCGCUUGCAGGCACGCACAACACGCAUCCAGAAACAGACCGUCCAGAACUGUGAUUGCUGCGCUCGUUUUUCUCCGCCUCUGUAUUUCUUUUUUUUUUUUUUGAUGGUUCUUUUGUCAUCUGUCAUUUCAGUGGAAAACGGCCACUGACAAAGGAAGAACCAGAGAGAGAGAGAGAGAGAGAGAGUGAGAGAGAGAGAGGGGGGCAGGUGUGCCCUUUAAGAGGAAAGAAGCAGCUGAGGCAAGGACAGCAUCCCAGUCUCCAUCCUCUGAGGAGGCUGUGGCAUUCAGAGGAGUGCAAAAAGGGACGGACGGUCAGACAAAGCCCUGCGUUGUUUUUUUUUCUUUCUGUUCUUGCUCCUUUCACCUGGAGAUAGGCUGCCAUGUUUGGCAGUAAUCAGAGGCCUAAACCUGUCUGAGAGAGCCCUAUGAACAGCCGAUCCAAUGGACAUCAAAGGCCAGUGUUGGACAGACGAGGAGUCGGAUGGAGAGAACGAAUCUGAACAGUUCCUUUAUGGAAUCCAGUGCUGCUUGUUGCAGGGGAGCUGUGCUGCUGACCUGUACCGCCACCCUCAACUAGAUGCAGAUAUCGAGGCCGUGAAAGACAUCUACACUGACAGUGCCAUCUCAGUCAGGGAGUAUGGAACCAUUGAUGAUGUGGACAUCGAUCUCCAUAUUAACAUCGGCUUCUUAGAUGAGGAGGUUGCAACAGCCUGGAAAGUCAUCAGAACAGAGCCCAUUAUUCUGAGACUGCGCUUUUCUCUUUCUCAGUACCUCGAUGGACCCGAGCCGUCAGUGGAAGUGUUUCAGCCUUCAAAUAAAGAAGGCUUCAGUCUGGGCCUGCAACUCAAAAAGAUCCUGAGCACAUUCACCUCACAGCAGUGGAAGCACCUCAGUAAUGAGUUCCUCAAGGCCCAACAAGAAAAGAGGCAUAGCUGGUUCAAAGCUGGAGGGACCAUCAAGAAGUUCCGUGCUGGGCUCAGCAUUUUCUCCCCAAUUCCCAAGUCUCCAAGUUUCCCCCUGAUCCAAGACACAGUUCUAAAAGGGAAGCUGAGUGUGCCUGAGCUGAGAGUGACCCGCCUGAUGAACCGCUCCAUCUCCUGUACAAUGAAGAACCCUAAAGGGGAGCUCUUUAGCUAUCCACCAAACAGCCAGACUGUAGCUGUCCCGGCGGCCAGGGCCCCAGCGCAGAUUACCACGAGGCAGCUGAUUGAAUUGUUUUUUUCAUCCCAGGCCGGCGGCCAUUGCAAGAACAUCCCUACGUUGGAGUAUGGCUUCUUAGUGCAGAUAAUGAAAUACUCAGAGCAGAGGAUCCCCACACUUAAUGAGUACUGCGUGGUCUGUGACGAGCAGCAUGUCUUUCAGAACGGGUCCAUGCUGAAGCCUGCUGUGUGCACCAGGGAGUUGUGUGUGUUCUCCUUCUACACUCUGGGUGUGAUGUCUGGAGCUGCAGAAGAAGUGGCCACUGGAGCAGAGGUUGUAGACCUACUUGUGGCUAUGUGUCGAGCUGCACUUGAGUCCCCCCGCAAGAGCAUCAUCUUUGAGCCCUACCCAUCAGUUGUUGAUCCAAAUGACCCCAAGACUCUUGCAUUCAACCCAAAGAAGAAGAAUUAUGAGAGACUGCAGAAAGCACUGGACAGUGUCAUGUCCAUACGUGAAAUGACCCAGGGUUCAUAUCUGGAGAUCAAGAAACAGAUGGACAAACUGGACCCUUUGGCCCAUCCUCUGUUGCAAUGGAUCAUUUCCAGUAAUAGGUCUCAUAUUGUCAAGCUGCCUCUCAGCCGGCAACUGAAAUUCAUGCACACCUCCCACCAGUUCCUGUUGCUCAGCAGCCCCCCAGCCAAGGAGGCUCGCUUUCGCACCGCCAAGAAGCUCUAUGGCAGCACCUUUGCCUUCCAUGGAUCCCAUAUAGAAAACUGGCACUCUGUCCUAAGAAAUGGACUGGUCAACGCCUCUUAUACCAAGCUGCAGCUGCAUGGGGCAGCGUAUGGAAAGGGCAUCUAUCUGAGCCCCAUCUCAAGCAUAUCUUUUGGAUACUCAGGAAUGGGGAAAGGACAGCAUCGCAUGCCCACCAAAGAUGAGCUGGUGCAGCGUUACAACCGCAUGAACACCAUACCGCAGAGCCGGCCAAUACAAUCAAGGUUUCUGCAAAGUCGAAACUUGAACUGCAUUGCUCUAUGUGAAGUGAUCACAUCUAAAGAUCUACAGAAACACGGCAACAUAUGGGUGUGUCCGGUCUCCGACCAUGUCUGUACUCGCUUCUUUUUUGUGUAUGAGGAUGGCCAAGUGGGAGAUGCCAACAUCAACACUCAGGAGCCUAAGGUGCAGAAGGAGAUCAUGCGGGUGAUUGGGACGCAGAUCUACUCAAGCUAAUGGAGCUUCAGCAGCAGAUCUAUCCCCGUCUCAGCUGGGGGCAAGCAGACAGACAGACAAUUAAAGUAAAAGUUUGAAUGAGCUGUCCUAAGGCCGGAUACGAAGGGAUGAAGAGCUCCUGAGCACAUCAUUACCGACAUGGUUUCACUCUAGUGUUCUGGUUUUGGUCCGCUUUCUCCUGUGUUUCAACUUCGGCGGAUUGUUACAAAUGACAUGUUCAGAUGACCUGCAGUUAGGUUACCCCUGGUUUAAAUCAGCUUUUCCCCAGGUUUUAGCAUUCACAGCGUUUUGUUGAAACAACAAAACUAAUGUCUACACUGAUGCACACAAAUUUAUGGGACUGCCGAGGUUAUACUCCUGUUACUGUGUCUUUACUUAGAAUGAUUCUAUGGACUCGUUGCUUCAGUUUUUUUUUUUUCCUCUUUGUGAAUAUGUAGUAAAACAAAUAUUCAUUCCAAAUAAUUAUUGACCUUUAUAUUGAUAAUAUGGGAGGAAAUUACGCACACAAAGAUGUUAGGUUUCUAGUGUGCUUGGAAAGUCAUCAUCUGUCAUUAGUUUAUGCAAUACUAACUAAAGACAUGAAGUGAGCUCCCAAUUAGUGGAAGGGCAUGCACCACUAUGGAGGGAUUUGUCUGUCUCCACUGAUACUUCCAGACUGCUGUAGUUGUUGAAAUUCAAAAUAAUAUCCACAUAUGUACUUUGUCCUAUAUAACAAAUCCAGCUAUUCACUUCAUAAUAAUUGUUAUAAUAGUUAAAGAAAACUGGAAAUUAUACCUCUCCCCCGAAAACGAAAAAAA
Messenger RNA from Fundulus heteroclitus (mummichog), 3255 nucleotides. Its product is annotated as protein mono-ADP-ribosyltransferase PARP6. Gene Ontology annotation, molecular function: kinase binding; NAD+ poly-ADP-ribosyltransferase activity; protein serine/threonine kinase activator activity. Gene Ontology annotation, biological process: endoplasmic reticulum unfolded protein response. Bases 530 to 2458 code for a protein of 642 amino acids. The transcript is spliced from 23 exons. Gene Ontology annotation, cellular component: membrane; endoplasmic reticulum tubular network; intracellular anatomical structure. NCBI's taxonomy places the organism in Eukaryota, Metazoa, Chordata, Actinopteri, Cyprinodontiformes, Fundulidae. The record is from RefSeq and is a predicted model, not a curated record.